Molecule: messenger RNA, 695 nt
Organism: Austrofundulus limnaeus
Lineage: Eukaryota; Metazoa; Chordata; Actinopteri; Cyprinodontiformes; Rivulidae
Product: E3 ubiquitin-protein ligase TRIM39
Source: RefSeq, a predicted model, not a curated record
CAAAAAUGUUCUCCUGUUCCAUCUGUUGGCAUUCCUUGAAGGAUCCAGUGACUAUUCCCUGUGGACACAACUACUGUAUGAGCUGUAUUAAAGAGUUCUGGGAUGGAGAGGAUCAGAGGAGAAUCUACAGCUGCCCUCUGUGCAGGAAGGACUUUGAACCGAGGCCUGUUCUGGUAAAAAACAGGUUGUUAGCAGAGUUGCUGGAGGAUCUGAAGGAGCUGACCGAGCCGGAGGCCAGUCGACGACAAAUCCAGCAGAGAAUCCAGGUGCGACAGCAAGAUGUGAAGCUGCUCGAACAGGACAUGGAGGCCAUCUUCUUGCAGCUGAUCUAUCUCCUCCAGAAAAGCUCUGAUGUGAUACAGCAGCUCAGAUCCCAGCAGGAAACUGAAGUGAGUCGAGUCAAAGAGCUUCAGGAGAAGCUGGAGCAGGAGCUGACUGAGCUGAAUAGGAAAGACGACCAGCUGGAGCAGCUCUCACACACAGAGGAUCACAAGCAGUUUCUCCACAACUACCCCUCAGUGUCAGCACUCAGUGAGUCUCCACACUCAUCCAGCAUCAAGACUCGUCYUCUCACAUACUUUGAGGACGUGACAGCAGCUGUGGAGGAGCUCAGAGACAAACUACAGGAUGACCUGAGGGACACCUGGACAAACAUCUCACUGAGAGUCUCUCAAGUCCACGUUCUGCUGUCACAA